AUGGAAGUAGUUCCAAUGCGUCCCAUGAAUGGAGGAUCAGGACACACAAGUUAUGCCAAGAAUUCGGUUUACAAUUUUGUGCAGAGAGAAGUGAUUAACAUGAUGAAGCCAGUGAUAGAGGAAGCCAUGACAAAUCUCUGCAACACCAUUCAUCCAACAACACUGGCCAUAGCUGAUCUGGGAUGUUCAUCUGGACCUAAUACACUAUACUUAGUCUCUCAGAUCAUUCAAGUGGUUGAGAGAAUUUCAGAACAAGAUUCUCCAGAAUAUCAAGUGUUCUUGAAUGAUCUUCCCACCAAUGACUUCAACACCAUUUUCAAGUUCUUGCCUAGCUUUCAGCAAGAGAUGAAGAAACUAAUGGGUAAUGGACCAUGCUUUGUAAGUGGAGUUCCCGGCUCUUUCUAUGGCAGGCUUUUUCCCAGAAACAGUCUGCAUUUUGUCCAUUCUUCUUCUAGUAUCCAAUGGCUCUCUCAGGUUCCAGAUGGGCUGGAGAGUAACAAAUGGAACAUAUGCAUGGCUAAGAGCAGUCCAACAAAUGUGUACAAAGCUUACAAUCAUCAGUUUCAAAAGGAUUUCAGUUCAUUUUUGAAGUGCCGUUCAGAAGAAUUGGUCUCGGGAGGGCGUAUGGCUUUGACAUUCUUGGGAAGAACUAGUGAAGAUCAUUGUAUACAUGAAAGUAGCAACACUUUGGAGCUCGAGCUUCUUGCUCUUCCUCUAAAGCAAUUGGUCUUUGAGGGAUUCAUGGAAGAGGAGAAAGUCAAGUCAUUCAAUUUUCCACAAUAUGCAUCAUCCCCUACAGAGGUGAAACUGGAGGUUGAAAGAGAAGGGUCAUUCAGGAUUAAUCAUCUAGAACUCAUUGAAAUUGAUUGGAAAAAUGCUAGCAAAAAUGAAUCCGACCAGGAAGAAGAAGAAGAAGAUGAUGCAGUGAAAAACAAAGGAUGUAGCAUGGCAAAGUGCAUGAGAGCUGCUUAUGAACCAUUUCUUGUGGGUCACUUUGGUGAAGAGAUUAUGGACAAGUUGUUUAGCCGCUACAGGGAGAUUAUUACUGUUCGAAUGUUGAAAGAGAAGACAACGACUGCCCUUCUUAUUCUUUCCCUUACUAAGAAGGAAUGCGUAAAGGUUGAUGAAGGUGGGAGAUUGUGUCAAGCAAAUUCAGAAAAUUCUCAAGUUGAGGUUGUGGAGAGUAAAAAAGAAUUCACAAGUCAUGUUCUGGUGAAAAAGGAAGUUAAAGAAGAACUCAUGCACCAUAAUGAUGAAAUUAUUGUGAUUGAAGAUGCAGAUUCAAUUGAAGAUAAUAUUGUUCACCAGUUUCAAAAUUGUAUAAAUUUGGCAACAAAGUGUGAGAUGCAACAUGUUGAUUUUAUUGGGGUUGAGGGUUCUAAUUUCAAUACUAGCUCCUCAAUAUUGAAGAUUGUGAAAGAGUUUAAGAAAAAAAUUGAGACUUUGCAAUCUAUUAAGCUCUAUCUUAAUUCCCCUGUUCAUCAUACAGAGACGGAGGAAUCUGCAACACAUAGUGGAAGGAUAGGGAUUAAAGUGGACUUCACUGACGUUAUCAAGGCAUUAUCAGAUGCAGAUUAUAUGGAAUCCAGAAAAAUGACGCUAGUUUUGGGAAAACCCAAAAUAGAAAGAUUGACAAGCAAAAUGGAACGGAGGGAGUAUAAAGAAGGCUAUAUAGAUACAAGUGCAUAUCAAUACAAUCUAACAAAACAGAGAUUGAGGGAGAGGAGAGAAAAGAAUAACACAAAGCUAGCUGCCAUGGAAGUAGUUCCAAUGCUGCCCAUGAAUGGAGGAUCAGGAGACACAAGUUAUGCCAAGAAUUCAUUGCUUCAGAGAGAAGUGAUUAACAGGAUGAAGCCAGUGAUGGAGGAAGCCAUAACAAAUCUCUGCAACACCAUUCAUCCAACAACACUAGCCAUAGCUGAUUUUGGAUGUUCAUCUGGACCUAAUGCUCUAUACACAGUCUCUCAGAUCAUUCAAGUGGUUGAGAGAAUUUCGGGACAAGAAUCGCCAGAAUAUCAAGUGUUCUUGAAUGAUCUCCCUACCAAUGACUUCAACACCAUUUUCAAGUCCCUGCCUAGCUUUCAACAAGAGAUGAAGAAACUAAUGCGUGUUGGACCAUGCCUUGUUAAUGGAGUUCCUGGCUCUUUCUAUGGCAGGCUUUUUCCUAAAAAUAUUGUGCAUUUUGUCCAUUCUUCUUCUAGCAUCCACUGGCUCUCUCAGGUUCCAUAUGGGCUAGAGAAUAACAAAGGGAACAUAUGCGUGGCUAAUAGCAGUCCAGCAAGUGUGUACAAAGCUUACUACCAUCAGUUUCAAAAGGAUUUCAGUUCAUUUUUGAAGUGUCGUUCAGAGGAAUUGGUCGCCAGAGGGCGUAUGGCUUUGACAUUCUUGGGAAGAACUAGUGAAGAUCCUUGUAAACAUGAGAGUAGCUGCUUUUUUGAGCUCCUCGCUCUUGCUCUCAAUCAAUUGGUCUCUGAGGGAUUGAUAGAAGAGGAGAAAGUAAACUCAUUCAACUUUCCACAAUAUUCACCAUCCCCUACUGAGGUGAAAUUAGAGGUUGAAAAAGAAGGGUCGUUCAGGAUCAAUCGUCUAGAGCUCACUGAAAUUGAUUGGAAUAAUGCUAGUAAAACCGAAUCCGACCAGGAAGAAGAGGAUGAUGAUGAUGCAGUUAAAAACAGUGGAUAUAGCUUGGCAAAGUGCGUGAGAGGUGGUGUUGAACCAUUUCUUGUGGGUCACUUUGGUGAAGAGAUUAUGGACAAAUUGUUUAGCCAUUAUGCGGAGAUUGUUACUGUUCGCAUGUCUAAGGAGAAGACAGCGUUUGUCUUUCUUAUUCUUUCCCUUACUAAGAAGGAAUAGUUACUUUACUCGAUGGGUCCAUGUGUCUUUCAUUUUCUAGUGGUUGGCCCAUUUCACUAGCCCGUUUAUACUUUUAUCAA
Tripterygium wilfordii is the source of this 2933-nucleotide messenger RNA. RefSeq lists its product as uncharacterized. The record is from RefSeq and is a predicted model, not a curated record. Lineage: Eukaryota; Viridiplantae; Streptophyta; Magnoliopsida; Celastrales; Celastraceae. Bases 1 to 2853 code for a protein of 950 amino acids. Gene Ontology annotation, biological process: methylation. Gene Ontology annotation, molecular function: S-adenosylmethionine-dependent methyltransferase activity. The transcript is spliced from 12 exons.